Molecule: messenger RNA, 3599 nt
Organism: Leptinotarsa decemlineata (Colorado potato beetle)
Lineage: Eukaryota; Metazoa; Arthropoda; Insecta; Coleoptera; Chrysomelidae
Product: integrator complex assembly factor Brat1
Biological process (GO): positive regulation of protein phosphorylation; cell population proliferation; DNA damage response
Cellular component (GO): nucleus
Source: RefSeq, a predicted model, not a curated record
GCAUUUCAGUGGAUAGUUGAACAGUUAUCGCUCUCACUCUCCAGGUGUUUUUAUCAAGACUCUCGAUUUGUCCCGUUAUCAAUUAAAAUAUGAUUAUGAUAUUUGCUCAGUAUAUUACUCAAACGUAGUGGAAAAUUGUUUUGUGUGUGAAAAUUUGUGAGUGCUUUCUGUUGUUACACGAGUUAUAUUUCAAAUUGUUGACAGGAAUUGUUUCAGUAAAUACAGAAUAAGAACCAAGGAUGGAUUCAAAUACUAGCUUCAAACUGAAAAAAAUUCUGGAUAAAUUACUGGAGCCCAAUUUCAAACCACGAAAUGAGACCCAUCUAGACUCCUUAGUUGCGUUUUUGACAAAGGAAAACGAGUUUGUACCUGGCUGUUGGCAGAAUGACAUUCGAAACUACCUUUCGAAAACCUGGCUCAAAACAGCAAUUUCAAAAUGGAAACUCCAUGGAGUUCCUCCCAAUCCAUCGGUUUUGAAAUUCGCAAUGAACAUUAUUAUAUGGAUGUGUGGAAGAAAGCAAACGUUUGAGUUGUUACUUGAAGAUAAUUUACUCUUAAACUCAAUCUCAAUUUUAUUUAAAUUCAUAGAUUUUGGUAUGGGAGAAGAAUAUGAUGUAUUUGUGAAGUUGGUGUCUUCCAUGGCUGAUUAUGAAUCCAGUUUACAAAUACUAUUGUAUCCAAGAUAUUGGAAUACUAUUAUGCGGCUGGGAAUUGCUUAUAGUUCUCGAAACAUGUCGACUUCAACUAGCAAGUGCGUUGCUAAGAUCGUCAGAAAAUCUGCUUCACUAGAUGAAUUUUCGAGUAAAUCGAUAGUAUAUGAAAUGGUGUGGCCUUUUAUCGGAGCUUCAGAUAGAAAAUCAGAAUUUGUUGAACCGAUAAGGACAGUUGCAAACCAUGAAUUGAUCUUUCUCAGUUUACACUUCAUAGUCGACGUUCUGGAGAAUUUACUGGAAUAUCAGAUAACCAUGAAUAAACAAGAAAUUUUUGGACUAUCUACAGAAAGAAAUCAUAUGGUGAAAUAUGUGCACAGAAUGUUAAAAACUCACACUAACGAUGAAUUGAUUCAAGAUUUAUGUAAAGUACUAGUAAUUUUAUGCUUCGCAGACAUACAUAUUGGAAUGAAUGACAAAAAUGGGAAGUACCAUACUAUGAAAAAUUUGCCAAGGAAAAUAUUCAAAUUGUUGUAUGACAUUGACUCAAAUGUGUCACUGAAAAAUACUUUGAACUUAAUCAAUACGUGCGUUACUUAUUGGGACAUAUUGCAUAAGAAACUUCCAGAUAUUUUAAAAACCGAGUACAAAAUAAGUCUGUCCCCAAAAUGUCAAUUGGCAUUUUUAUUGGCAUAUAACGCCACUAUUAAUAGAUUCAGAACGUUCAAUCUGGCUUUAUCAAAAUAUGUAGAGGAGGAUUCUCUGCGUUUCCAAUAUUCUAAAGUAUCAAAAUCCAUACUACCGGAAGUUCGGAGAAUGUUUUACAAAUGGAAAGACAAUUCAAAUCAGUACCUCGGCUUCUCUCAAGGAAUCCUUACCCUGCAACAUCUUAUAAAGUCAAUAAAGCAGUAUAACACAGUUCAGGCGAUUUGUAUCUUCCAAUUUUUGAUUUACAAUUUCAAAGACAUUUGUCAAAUCAUGAAGACGAGAACAAAUCUAGUUACAUCUCUUUUCAAUCAACCCGAGUACAUGACUAUUCUAUUUCAAUGUAUUACAGCAUUCAUCGAAUAUCUGCCUUAUUCUUGGUACCAUUCUGUUGAAGCCCUCAAUAUACUGGACUUCAUCUAUGAUUUUUUGGUUUUCCUGGAUUGGCCUGCAGAUAUCGUUGUGGAUGCCCUACGACUAGCCGAUAAAGCAAUUUGGAAUUGCAUGAGUCCUCAAAUGAUAUUGCUGAUGAACGAAGACGACAAUUACUCAUUGAAACCUUUCGCUCCAAUGCUUCGUACAAAUUUAAGGAACACCAAUUGGAAGAUAAGAGAGUCUUCUGUGAGUCUCAUUGCAACAAUUUCUGCGAAUGCAAUUGCAAGGUACCCUUCCUUCAGAAAUUGGUUAUCAGAGAAUGAGUUCCCAUCGUUGGUACUAGAUGUAGCUUUUCACGAUAAUAACCCUUUUGUGAGAAAGGCAGCUUUAAGAUGUUUGCAACAAACUAUACAACUUAGAGAAUGUUGGUAUACGUUGUUCAACAACAAUAUUCUGGCAUCAACCCUGAAUAUGUUCAAAGUGGAACCAGAUAGCAAUGUUCGAGCUGAGGCAGUCCAUUUAUUGAAAUCCAUAUACGAGCACCAGGAACUUUCUGAAGAUAUGAGGAAUACCUUUUAUGAUAUCCUAGCGCAUGUAGCAUUGAAAGAUUCAGACGUAGCAGUGAAAAUACAAUCGUUACACUUUUGGCAAAGCGUUAUAAACAGAGAGUUGACAGAAAGGGGUAUGGUCGAUGGUGAAUUCCCAAGUACUCUUUUUGCGAAAAAAAAUCGCAAAAUUGUACAUUUGGAUAGAAAAACUGUGAAAAAUAUUCUCAUCGAGGUCCUGUAUCAACUAGCAGUACACAACUGUUUGUUAGUAUUUUAUGAAGCAUUACAAAAUGACACCAACUCAGAAGUGUAUGAAUGUGCCAAAAUUCUCAUCAGCGACUUUGGUACUUUGCUCGGAAAUUAUGAAAUCACUUCCACAGAUUUUACUCCAACCCGGAGUAUGUCCACAACAGCACCAAUCUCUUAUGUUAAUGAUUUAGAUUUAGGGGUCAUUAUACCUUCAAAUAGUUCAAUAUUUGAUGAAUGUAUAGAUUAUAGUUUUUUGGAUGAAUUUGAUGAUAUUUUUGGUGGAAAUGAGAAUAAUGUCUUACCAAUAAUUACCUCUAACUCUACUAAGACUAUGUAUCUGAAUCCUGUGCAAUUUAUGACAUGUAUCAGUACUAAAUUCCUAAUUAAUGAUGAAGUAACCAAGGAAGUGGACCACUUUCAACUUCUUUUAGAUGAAAUGUUUGAAAAUAUUUAAAGAUAAGUCCUGGUUCCAGAGCAGGAGGAUGCAAAUGAGUAGGCUGUGUUCACAAUAAAAAAAAUCACUACUUGUGACUACACUGUCAUUCUAUCAAUAGAAUGUAUAAAAGCAAAAAUGUUAAUUCACUUGCUAUUAUUUUACUUUAUUUUCACAACAUGGCAAUAAAACUUGAUUUUAUACUACCACGCUUUCAAUGAAUCAGUUCAACUUCAAAAAAAGAAAUACUUGAAUAAUUUGAAGUGAGGAAAAUUUAUUUCUGAAGACUUUGUAAAAUUUCGAAAUAAUUUUAUUACAAUUUUUGAAAGCAUGUUUUUGCGUAUUGGCUUGAGGAGAGCAGUUUAUAGCAUUUUGUUUCUUUUCGGAACAUUUUGAUCUCUGAACAAAUUUUUACUGGACCUUCAGAUGAAUGUCUGUUAUAUUAUGCUGAGCUCAUUUUUGACCAUCCAUAAUGUGUCUGCUUUCUGUAAUCGUGUUCUAGGUAUGCAUUAUUUAUUCUCUAAUACCUUAUUUUGUUCAAAUGUUCUCCAAAUGGUGUCGACUGUUUCGGGAAAAAACUUUUACUAUUAUAUACAUUGUUAUAUUUUAGGAGAAAUUAUAUAAAUCUCAAUAUCUGAA